AUGGAUGAGGCUACAAAAGGGAGCAGCCAGAUCUCAGCCCCCGUGCCCGUGGCUGUCCUGCUCCCUGUGCACUACCUGCCAUCAGCCAGGAGCCCCAGCAACCAGAAGCUGGAGGAGCUGCAGAGAAAAUCAUCCUGGAAGAAGUUAGAGCAGCUCAAGAAGAAAAUCCAGGAGCAGAAGAGAAACCAGCAAGCAGCUUCUCAGGAGCAGAAGUGCUUGAUUGCAUCCUAUGCUCGAGAGCUGCUUCAGGAGAGACCCCUGAAGAGAAAGGUGUGCAGGGUGCCUGCCCCUUCUGCUCUGUGUGCCAGAGAAGCAAAGGCUUUUCUCCCCCGUGACAAAACAGAGACGUCAAGGCUGCAGCCCUGCACAGGGACAGGAUGGAGGACACAUGUGAUGCUGUUAGGGCUCCCCCAGAGAUCACCAGGUGAGGCAGACCCUAGCUGUGCACAACUGAAAGAGAAACACAGGAACCAUCUGCACAACUUAAAACAAACUUCCCUCCUGCUGGCUCACAAACUGAAGGCAUAUCAGCUCCAGCAGAAGCAGUGGCUGGCAGUGCUGAGUGAGAAAGCCAAACUAGAGCUUCAGGAAAGCCAGAGGUCUUUGAGUGACCUGCUUCAGAACGAUUUAAAGCUGUGCAGCAGUUCUAAAGGCAGCGAUUCCCCUGCGCUGAAGCUGGACCAUGCAGAGCAAACAUGGGCAGGACAGCAGCCUGCAGGUGACAGCACAGCUGGCAGUAAUGAAGAGAUGCAUUCCCUGGAACAAUUUCCAUUGAAUGUGGAGAGAGAUCGGAGCCCAGUGGACUCCAAAGCUGUGGGACAAAUUAAAUCUCUGGGAGGAAGGAGUUCAUUUGGCUCAGCCCAUCAUGAAGGAUCUCUGCCAGCAGAGGACAGGGAGCCAUUGCAUGGCCACCAAGGGCUGAACCUGCUGUCAGCUCCAGUAGAGCUGCCCCACGGGGAUCCCUGCACAGCAGAUGGCUCCAAGGACAGCAGUGACCAGGACAGCCAGUGGAGUGAUGCUGGCCGGCACUACGGACGUUCCAGCUCCUUCUGCUGCUUCAGCCUGGCCAUGGCAGAGCAGUGCCUGAGGGGAGAGGAGCUGCGCGCCCGCCACCAGGCUGCCCUCCUGGAGCUGCGCAGGGGAGCCGUGCGGGAUAAAGCCAGAGCUGAGCUGGCCUGGCUGGGCCACCAGAGGCGCUGUCUGGAACUCCUGCAAGACACUGAGGGAGCCUCUGCCAUGGCUGAGAAGCAGCGCAGAGUCCUAACAGAGCUGAAACAAGAGCAGGUAGAAAUACAGCACCUGCAAAAUAUCUACAGGGCGGCCCAUCAAGAGAGGAAACUCUUAUUAAAGCAACAAAGAGAAAUCUUAAUGAUACAGCAAUCAACAGCGAAACUCCGGGACGAACUGCAUCAUCUAACUGGGAAGAAAAAGCUUACCAGGAGCCCAGCAACUGAAGAAGUAAUUAAACCAAAGAUGAGACAGAUUUCUAAUGCUAUGCUAGGUUCCCCCUUGGCAGAAUCUUCAGGGCCUGAUGCGUGUGGGGAUAAACAGAAUUAUGUCCAGCUGAAGAACAAACAAAACAAAAAAUAUGAUGGCUUUUCUACCAAGAAUAAGAAAGCACUGCUACAGUACCAGCAACAGACAGAGGAGCCAUUGAGUUUGCAGCAGUCCCUGGGGGCACGAGGUCCUGAUGUCUUUGGAACAGUGGCCAAGAAAUUGUGUGAUGCUACCAGUCAAACCACAGGCGUGGUCUUUGUGAUCAGACAUUCCACAAACGCAGGUAAUGACACCUCAUUCUUACAAGAUCAAGAGAAUGAUCCUGUGACAGUGGAGAAAGCACCCAGGGAGCAGAGAAAUGGCAGGACUUGUAGAGAAGAACAGGACCCAUGUGGUCCAUUUCAGGCUGGGACAAGGAAGAAAGAUCUUUCUUUUGAUGGCCAAGACAGUGAAAAAAGAUCGGCACCAAUGUCAAGUGAAUCUACAGUAAUGGAAACUCAUUUAAGGAAAGAAAGUUCAUUAGCUGAGCUAAGGGUUAGCCCAGAUUCUGAAAGAGAAUCGCAGAUCAUGUGUGUAGCUGAAAAAGCACCUUCCGAAAUCCUUUUUUCAGAAGAUGUUCCACGUGAAGUGGAAAUGUCUGCCCCUUUUGAGAUCCACCAGGUGGAUGGCAGCCAGUCUCUGAAGCCUUUGGGCCAUCAUUCUCAAGAAACUUCUGCUGAAGAACUACAGAGGAAAGCUUUUUCUGAAGGAUUAGGUCCUACUGAAUCACUGUGCGAGUCAAACAGCUUCUCUCCAUGCUCUGAAAGUGCCAGAUCUGACUGUUCUCUCCCAGAUUUUCAGAAAGUGUCUGCAGUUUGGAUUGAUGUUUCCGAAUGCUCUAUUUCAGAUGUUGAAUUAGAGGUGCAAGGUGGAGAGGACGCUGAUGUCAGUAUUCCAGAAGAAUUAGUCUAUGAUGCUUCUCCUAAUGUUCCGAAAGAGGCACCGGUAGCAAUAAAUUCUGGGAGGAAAACAUUACAAAGUGACAAACACAAUGAACUUGAAGAGCCCAAGGGUGGCAGCAGCACAGAGAUUUCAUCGUGCUCUCAGAACUUCCAGAAAUGCCCUGGAGAGGCUUCAGCUCAUGGGUGCACCGGUCACUUGCUUUCUUUCCUUUCAGCAGACAAAGCAAAUACCUCCAAAACAACACCACUGGAUUCCUCUCGGUUUGGUAAACCCACCAAGGGAAUGGAUAAGCUGCACUUGGAAGCCUCAGGAAACUCAAAAAAUGCUGCUGCCAGCUCUUUGUGCAGUGAUGGCAUUUACCUCCUUCAGAACUACGAGCAGCAAGCUCCUGAUUCUAUCACUAACAAAUCAAAGAGGAAUGAUGGAAUUAGCAGCUUAUUAGGGGAUCAAAGUCUUCCGCUGAUGGGUUCUUUGAAACCUUUAGAUGUGGCUGAUAACCAACUUAGUAGUACUGUCUCUUUUCCACCUGACAAAGAUAUUGCAAAUGGCAAAUCACUGUCCGGAAAUACAACAGUGCAAAAUGAUGAUGCACAGCUUUUGCAUGAGAAAAGCAUAUCUGGAGAACUCGAUCAGAUUAAGUGA
Centrocercus urophasianus (Greater sage-grouse) is the source of this 3081-nucleotide messenger RNA. It is a transcript of the gene CCDC187, whose product is annotated as coiled-coil domain containing 187. Gene Ontology annotation, biological process: microtubule anchoring. The transcript is spliced from 18 exons. Gene Ontology annotation, cellular component: centrosome. The record is from RefSeq and is a predicted model, not a curated record. Lineage: Eukaryota; Metazoa; Chordata; Aves; Galliformes; Phasianidae. Bases 1 to 3081 code for a protein of 1026 amino acids. Gene Ontology annotation, molecular function: microtubule binding.